This is a messenger RNA of Hyposmocoma kahamanoa, 723 nucleotides long. RefSeq names its product ER lumen protein-retaining receptor (gene KdelR). Gene Ontology annotation, biological process: protein retention in ER lumen; endoplasmic reticulum to Golgi vesicle-mediated transport. The record is from RefSeq and is a predicted model, not a curated record. Bases 79 to 717 code for a protein of 212 amino acids. Gene Ontology annotation, molecular function: ER lumen protein retrieval receptor activity. Gene Ontology annotation, cellular component: endoplasmic reticulum; membrane; cis-Golgi network. Lineage: Eukaryota; Metazoa; Arthropoda; Insecta; Lepidoptera; Cosmopterigidae. The transcript has 5 exons.
AGCCACGUCAUUUUUGCUUGAAUGAGAAGUAUACGCGGCGUAUCUUCCAUAAAUAAUUGUCUUGUAAAAUAGUAAAACAUGAAUAUAUUCCGUUUACUCGGUGAUUUAGCCCAUCUCCUAGCUAUUAUAAUAUUAUUGCUCAAAAUCUGGAAAACGAGAUCAUGUGCAGGCAUAUCGGGAAAGUCGCAGAUUCUGUUCUCUGUUGUGUACACGGCGCGCUAUUUGGACUUAUUGACGACGUACAUUUCGACGUAUAACACUGUUAUGAAGUUGGUGUUCAUCGCUGCUUCCUACGCGACGGUGUACCUGAUGUACGUGAAGUUCAAGGCGACCUAUGAUCACAACCACGACACCUUCCGGAUCGAGUUCCUGUUGAUUCCCACAUUUGUGCUGGCACUACUUUUAAAUCAUGAGUUCACAGUCAUGGAGGUUUUAUGGACAUUCUCAAUCUAUUUGGAAUCAGUGGCUAUCCUGCCACAGCUUUUCCUGGUGUCCAAGACGGGUGAGGCAGAGAGCAUCACUUCCCAUUAUCUGUUUGCCCUUGGUUCAUAUAGAGCUCUCUAUCUCCUGAAUUGGGUAUAUCGCUACGUGGUUGAAGAUCAUUAUGAGCUCAUUGCUAUCAUUGCUGGAGUCGUACAGACGGUACUCUACUGUGAUUUCUUCUAUCUCUACAUUACUAAAGUAUUGAAAGGGAAGAAACUGCAGCUACCAGCCUAAAAUAAA